GAGCACGGUGGUGCAGCCCCCAGACGAGCAUUAAUUAGGACAAAGGGUGCUGCUCGUUAGCCCCAGCUGGGCACCAGGUGCAGCCCCCAUUGGGCUGAGGGUAUUUAAGGGGCAUUUGGAGGGGCCUUUUUUGGGAUUUUCUGCAGUAGUUGGCCUGCCUGCUGGUUCUGACCCUACAGCUCAGUUAUGGGGGAACAGCGGGGAGCGCUGGGGGUGCUGCUGCCCACGCCGCCCCCCGAGGUGCUGGGUGCGGUGCUGAGCCAGCGGCACGGCCCCCUGCCCCACGCAGCCCCCAUCACCCGCCUGCGCCGCGGCCCCACGGGGGGGUACAAGGCCCUGGGGGACCCCGAGGGGGUCCUGGAGCGGCGGCGCGUGGCCAACGCCAAGGAACGGGAGAGGAUCCGGAACCUGAACUCGGGGUUCUCGGCGCUGAAGGCGCUGGUGCCGCUGGUGCCGCGCGACCGCAAACCCAGCAAGGCCGACACGCUGCGCGCUGCUGCCGAGUACAUCCGCCUGCUGCGGGGCGUGCUGCGGGACGCGGGGGGGCUGCAGGUACCCCCACCCCAAAAUCCCACGCGGGGAGGGCGGGGGUCUUAAAAGGGAGAAGUGUUGGGGGCUGCGUUGUGCCCCUCG
This is a messenger RNA of Numida meleagris (helmeted guineafowl), 633 nucleotides long. It is a transcript of the gene FIGLA, whose product is annotated as folliculogenesis specific bHLH transcription factor. The transcript has 2 exons. Gene Ontology annotation, biological process: developmental process; regulation of transcription by RNA polymerase II. NCBI's taxonomy places the organism in Eukaryota, Metazoa, Chordata, Aves, Galliformes, Numididae. The record is from RefSeq and is a predicted model, not a curated record. Gene Ontology annotation, molecular function: RNA polymerase II transcription regulatory region sequence-specific DNA binding; DNA-binding transcription factor activity, RNA polymerase II-specific; protein dimerization activity. Bases 187 to 597 code for a protein of 136 amino acids.